CUCACUUCUAAUAAUGAGCCAACGCAAGACAACGCAAAAUGGUGAAAAUGGCCACUCUCCAGCCGGCGGGGAUAUCGUCGACACGGGCAAAAUGGCUGCUCUCCAGCAGUACAGGGACACUGAAGGCCAUUUCUCGCUGGUCCGGAAUUUCCGACUAGCAGACUUGGUCACUAUUAUGAAUGGUGUUUGCGGCUCGCUGUCCAUUUUCAUGUCGGCCAAGUACCUGCUAUCGAAAGACGAAGAUUACCUGUGGUUUGCCUUGGUCUUUCCCGUCGCCGGCCUCAUGUUCGACUUCAUGGACGGCAAGAUUGCACGCUGGAGAAAAGAGAGCAGCAUGCUUGGACAGGAGUUGGAUAGUCUUGCCGACCUCAUCUCCUUUGGUGUUGCGCCUGCACUACUCGCUUUCGCAGUCGGCCUCCGAACGUAUCUGGACACUAUCAUCCUUACGGGCUUCAUUUGCUGCGGCCUUGCGCGGUUAGCACGCUUCAAUGCCACAGUUGCGCUCGUGCCGAAAGAUGCAAAAGGGAAGACGCGGUAUUUCGAGGGUCUCCCCAUCCCAUCCUCACUUGGUCUCGUCUCAGUGUUGAUGUAUUGGACUAAGCAUGGCUGGAUCGAGGGCAAGCAGGGUAUCCCAGGAGGUACCGUGACUCUGUGGGGAAAGUCUGGAGGAGAUGGUGACUUACACCUGGUCAGUAUUGUCUUCGGGUGCUGGGCCGCAGCGAUGGUGAGCAAGACGCUGCGGGUGCCGAAGAUUUAACAAUAGGAAAGGAGAUACAUACUUGUUCACGACGCCAACAAUACCUUCCGACUUUCUGCUCUAUGCCUAGCACACGGACGACUAGCCACCGUUUUCUGAUAUUUAGCGGAAUAAUGCGGAAAUAAU
Molecule: messenger RNA, 883 nt
Organism: Phanerochaete carnosa HHB-10118-sp
Lineage: Eukaryota; Fungi; Basidiomycota; Agaricomycetes; Polyporales; Phanerochaetaceae
Exons: 3
Coding region: 14-757 (247 amino acids)
Biological process (GO): phospholipid biosynthetic process
Cellular component (GO): membrane
Molecular function (GO): phosphotransferase activity, for other substituted phosphate groups
Source: RefSeq, a predicted model, not a curated record